Polychytrium aggregatum is the source of this 618-nucleotide messenger RNA. RefSeq lists its product as uncharacterized. NCBI's taxonomy places the organism in Eukaryota, Fungi, Chytridiomycota, Chytridiomycetes, Polychytriales. Bases 61 to 381 code for a protein of 106 amino acids. The transcript is spliced from 3 exons. Gene Ontology annotation, biological process: proton motive force-driven ATP synthesis. Gene Ontology annotation, molecular function: proton transmembrane transporter activity. The record is from RefSeq and is a predicted model, not a curated record.
CGCUGACGUCGCCCAUCAGCCUCCCGUCCAGAGCUUCUCAAAGAUCCUCAGCUGCACGACAUGGCCUCGACUGCCGUCAACUACACCUCCGUUAACUUCCUCCGCUGGGCUGCCCUCGGUGUCGGUGUCUGGUACGGCUACAGCCGACAGGAGAGCCUGACCCACUUCGUCAAGGCCCGCAAGGAGGCCAACGAGAAGGCCGAGCACGAUGCCCUCGUUCAGGAGGCUCGCACUGCCUACGAGACCGCCGGCAACAAGUUCCUCGGCGAUCUUGCCCUGAAGGACGGUGUUUACUCUGAUGUCGAGCACUACAAGUUUGAUGCCCAGAAGUGGGUCGACUGGACCUUGAACUACUUCGAGAAGUCUUCUGGAAAGAACUAAGCACCGCAAGAGCGCAAUACACCCAUAAUCUUUGCCUGUUUGCAGACCGUCUGGCGUGAACAGGCUCGAUCGGAAUGAUGGGAGCGGAGUUCUGCUGCGUUCGUGAAGCCGAAACGGGACUCGUUUUUAAGGGCUUUGGGUGGUCUCCGUAUGUGGGGUCGCGCAUGCCCAUCCAAUGCGUCGAACGGCGUCUCAUUCCACGGUGCCUUGAACUAUAUACAUCUGGACUAGAUUGCA